Messenger RNA from Acanthosepion pharaonis, 477 nucleotides. Lineage: Eukaryota; Metazoa; Mollusca; Cephalopoda; Sepiida; Sepiidae. The record is from the annotation of a GenBank genome assembly.
AUGUUUGAUCUUGAUCCCCGUCCAUUUUUUUUAUCCUUUCCUCAAACAACCCUCUUUGCUCUUACUUUCACUCGCUGUAACUCCUCUCUCUUUGCUCUUACUUUCACUCGCUGUAACUCAUCUCUCUUUGCUCUUACUUUCACUCGCUGUAACCCCUCUCUCUUUGCUCUUACUUUCACUUGCUGUAACCCCUCUCUUUUGCUCUUACUUUCACUCGCUGUAACCCCUCUCUUUGCUCUUACUUUCACUUGCUGUAACCCCUCUCUCUUUGCUCUUACUUUCACUUGCUGUAACCCCUCUCUCUUUGCUCUUACUUUCACUCGCUGUAACCCCUCUCUCUUUGCUCUUACUUUCACUUGCUGUAACCCCUCUCUCUUUGCUCUUACUUUCACUUGCUGUAACCCCUCUCUCUUUGCUCUUACUUUCAUUCGCUGUAACCCCUCUCUCUUUGCUCUUACUUUCACCUACAACGAGUAA